AUGCCUCCGCCAACAACGGAAUGGCUCGCAGAGCAGUACCACUCUGGUCAAUUUCGCCUGCAAGAGGCGCAUUACGACGUUCUUACGGACAGGGAGCAUGAAGCCCUCUCUAAUGGCUUCAACAGUCUCGCCACACAGGCAUCAGGCGAGUUGCGCCUCACGAGGACAGGUAUUGUAAAGCGCAUUCAAUCUCAACUUCCUCGAGGCUUCCCAAGCAUCUUCGCAGACCUUGUCUAUCGCAUCCUGGCCUACCACAGCACAGCGCCUUUCUACAAGGCUCCAAGCACGCCUCUCCCGGAAUCUCUAUCUCUGGAAGACACCCAACGCGCACUAGCAUGGCUGCUCCCAGAUCGGCAUGUAUUGAUGGCAACGAUAGGAAAUCACGGUCGCACGCGAACGCGCGCCGACCAGCGUCGCCUUCUCUUCCAGAGUCUCGCCACCUGCAGUGUUUCCAAGGAGGACCCAGCUGAAUCUGCUGAUGAAGAUGCACGCCGCCGCUACGCCCAUCGCAAUGCCUUCGAUGUGAAGCAUGAUGAGGAUUAUGCCCGCGUUAACCGCGAUGAUGACGGCGACGAAAUGUAUCACGAUCUUCUUGAUGUACUGCAGCGCAAUGUCCCGGAUAACCAUCCGUAUGGCACGACGCGCGACGAUUUGCGGCCAUUGGCGAAGGAACUCAAGGCGGACUUUGCGUUCCAUGAACUUGGCAUUGACCGCCGUGAAAUGGAAAAAUUCUCCAGAGCGCUAUUGGCCCUACAGUUUGAGACCGCCCAGACUAGCUUGAAGGAUACUGAUCUGGAUUACAUGGGUGACGUUGAGGCAUGCGUUCAGGCUACAUUCUCUACAUCUGCCGGCGAAGUGGGGGAGGACGUCCAUAUCGCGUUUUCCGACCUCAUCGCCUGGCCAGCUUUCGAUCAAGGCCUCAAACAGAUGCCGCAUCUCUUCGAUCCUGUAUACCGCGUUCUCAAUAACGUGCUCCUCAAUGGCGAAGUCGAUAGCGAAACCAUACCACCAGUCUACGGCAUCCCACCAGAGUUGCCAGGACAGGAACACUCACACGUUCUUAAUGACCGUCUCAUAGCCCUUGCGCCCGCCGUCCUCCCCCCGCUCGUCGACUGGGACUCCCUCCACACCGUCGUGCCCUGGUGUCGCGACCCGCCAGAGUUCCCCAGCAGCGACACCCUCUGGACACAUCUUCGCCACGCAGCGCCCUCACCAGACGCCGAGCCUCCAACCACCAUCCUCACCUUUACCGGGCGCAUUCGUGGCUCAGAAGGCGCGUCGUUCACAGGCGGCGUUCUGUCUGCUGCCGACUACGAUGCGAACGACGGGCGGGAGCAGAUUUACAGUGUGUACGUCUUCCAGCUGGAGCCUGUGGUGCAUUGCAAGAAGCUGGUGGGGCAGGAGUGGCGGAGGGGGCCGAGCGGGGAGUUGGUGUUCGAUGGGGCGAGUUUGGCGGACUGGAGGAUGGAUGUUGAGGCGAGGGUUGUGGGAAUGGAGGGGGACACCGUGGUUGAACUGGAGGGUUUGGAGGUUUGGAGAGAUGGGUAG
Molecule: messenger RNA, 1548 nt
Organism: Paraphaeosphaeria sporulosa
Lineage: Eukaryota; Fungi; Ascomycota; Dothideomycetes; Pleosporales; Didymosphaeriaceae
Exons: 1
Coding region: 1-1548 (515 amino acids)
Source: RefSeq, a predicted model, not a curated record